AGCCCAAAAGUCUCCGUCGCGUCUUCUUCCUUUUCCCUCCCCAAUUUUAAACCUUCUCUUUCAGUGGAGUGGAAAAACCAAAAACGGUGCAAAAACAAAGGCCCCUUUCGAAAAAGAAAAAAAUCUAAAACUGAUAACGAAGCCAAGAAAAAGCAAAGAAUUUAGCGGAAAAUCAAGUGAGCCUCGGAGGAUCUGAGCAAAAGAUGAUGAAACUUUUUGGUAGGGGGAAAGAGUCCUCCCCUAAUGUGUCGCCGCAAUCGUUCGGACACUCGGCGUCUCCGUCUUCGUCUUCGGAGUCUCCGGUGACCGGUCCCGCAAGACCGAUUCGGUUGUUGUACUGCGACGAGAAAGGGAAGUUCCGGAUGGAUCCGGAAGCCGUCGCGGCUUUGCAGCUUGUUAAGGGGCCAAUUGGAGUCGUUUCGGUCUGUGGCCGGGCUCGUCAGGGGAAAAGCUUCAUUUUAAAUCAGCUUCUUGGAAGAAGUAGUGGGUUUCAAGUAGCAUCAACUCAUAGACCGUGUACAAAAGGGCUUUGGUUGUGGAGUGCACCAUUAAAGAGAACUGCUCUUGAUGGAACUGAGUACAAUCUUUUGCUAUUAGAUACUGAAGGAAUAGAUGCCUACGAUCAAACGGGAACAUACAGCACUCAGAUAUUUUCCCUAGCUGUCCUCUUAUCUAGUAUGUUCAUCUACAACCAGAUGGGAGGUAUAGAUGAAGCUGCCCUGGAUCGUCUCUCUCUUGUCACUCAAAUGACAAAACAUAUUCGAGUCAAAGCUGGAGGAAGAACGACAACAGCUUCUGAACUUGGGCAGUUCUCGCCAAUAUUUGUUUGGCUUCUUAGGGAUUUUUAUCUGGAUUUGGUGGAGGAUAAUAGGAAAAUCACUCCCCGUGACUACCUUGAGCUUGCUUUACGGCCAGUUCAAGGUAGUGGGAAAGAUAUAGCUGCCAAAAAUGAGAUCCGAGACUCCAUUCGAGCUCUAUUUCCUGAUAGAGAAUGCUUUACCCUCGUGAGGCCUUUGAACAAUGAAAAUGAUCUCCAAAGACUUCAUCAAAUUUCGCUUGACAGACUGAGACCUGAAUUUCGAGCUGGGCUUGAUGCAUUUACAAAGUUUGUUUUUGAGAGAACAAGGCCUAAGCAGGUUGGGGCUACUGUAAUGACAGGUCCUGUUCUUAUUGGUAUCACUGAAUCUUAUCUGGAUGCUUUGAAUAAUGGUGCAGUGCCCACAAUAUCUUCCUCAUGGCAGAGAUUCACCCUUUCAGCUCGUAAUUUCGCUUGGACCACCAAAAGACUUCACUCAAGUAUGCUUCAUAUAUUCUUCUUGCACCAUCCCAUGUCCGCACAAGGAAGAUCUAAUUCUCCGGGAGCGGAAUAA
Theobroma umbraticum is the source of this 1370-nucleotide messenger RNA. RefSeq lists its product as uncharacterized. The record is from RefSeq and is a predicted model, not a curated record. Gene Ontology annotation, molecular function: GTP binding; GTPase activity. Lineage: Eukaryota; Viridiplantae; Streptophyta; Magnoliopsida; Malvales; Malvaceae.